Paramecium pentaurelia is the source of this 2118-nucleotide messenger RNA. Lineage: Eukaryota; Ciliophora; Oligohymenophorea; Peniculida; Parameciidae. The record is from the annotation of a GenBank genome assembly.
AUGGAAAUUAUAAAUGCUUUUUUAAAUAGAAGAAAAGUUCCUUUGUUAAUGAAAGCUAAAGUUAGAAAUUAUAUAAAAUAUAUGUUUUACAAUAAAAAGAAUGAUUAUGAGGUAUUUUAUAACAUGGUAAACUUAGAUAAGAUUUAAAAUAUUCUUUAAUCAUUAAGACCAGAUCUAAAAGAAGAAUUAAUAUUAUAAAUGAGAUCGAAAGCCUUGUCUUCUUGUAAAUUAUUACAAAAAUUCUCCAAAGAUUCACUAUAAGAAUUAACCAAAUAUAUGGAACAUAUUCAUUAUAAACCUAAUGAAAUUAUUUCAUAACAAGACUAAUCAUUAUAUUUGAUUGACUCAGGAGAAAUUGAAGUAUAAGAAUAUGAUUAGACUUUGUUAACUUUAAAAUAAGGAGACUACUUCGGAGAAAUUACUUUUUUUACUGAUUUUUCAAAUAAAACCAUUUUUAAGACAUCAGAAUUCACUUAGCUAUAUAAAAUUAAUUAAUCUAAUUUCUUACAAAUUAUAUCCUCAAAUAAAGUGGAUCAUGAAAGAUUUAUCUACAUCAAACAUUCUCUUAUAUAUGGAUAUUUUAAAGUUAUCAAUUUGAAAUGUUAUUCUUGCAAUUCAUAAAAUCAUUUAAUUAAUUCUUGUCCCUUUUUGAACUAUAAACCAGAUAUUGAAAAAAUCUUUAAAAAAGAUAAUUUUCAUUAAUAAAAUAGAGCUACAUUUGUUAGAGAUAAAAAUUUUGAUUAGAGAGCCUAAAAUAGAAUUUUUAAAAGGAUUUUUGUAAAAAUAUGAUUAAAUUUAGAUUAAUUUUGAUGCUUUAAAAAUGUUUAGAUUGAAAUAUGAUCUUAUUGAUCAAGAUGAAUAUGAUCCAAGAAGUAAUGAAAUAAUUGAAACUGAAGAUAUAGAAUCUGAUUCAGAUUCAGGUGAAUCAUAUGAACAAUAUCAAUCAGAUCAAAUACUCUCUGACAAUAGAUUUAUUGAUAAAUAAGAUGGGUAAUUAUUUAUCUUAUAAUUAGAACAAUUGUGAGUAUUAUUAAAUAAUAAGAUUAAUUGAGAGAUAAUUCUAAAAUAUUAUUGGAGGUCGAUGAUAAUGUUGAGGAAAUGUUUAUAAUUAGGCCAAAUAAUUAAAAAACAACAGUAAAUACUGCUUAAUUCUAAUUUGAAUAGUAAUAACAAUACUAAUAAUAAUAAUAAUAAUAAUAAUAAUAAUAAUAAUAAUAAUAAUAAUAAUAAUAAUAAUAAUAAUAAUAAUAAUAAUAAUAAUAAUAAUAGUAGUAAUAGUAAUAAUAAUAGUAAUAAUAGUAAUAAUAAUUAUUAUAAUAAUAAUUGUAAUAAUAAGCAACUCAAGCAUCAUAUAGAUUUUCAUUAAUGCCAAUAGAUCCGAAGAUUAGAAAAUAAUCAUCUUCACAAUUAGAAUAAGUAUCAUCUUAAAAUAUAGCAACUGAAGGAUAGAUUCCGUCAGUAAAGGGAUCAAAACAUAAUUCCCAAAUUGCUUUUAAAGGUGAAUAUAGUGAUAAAUUAAAAUUUGGAUCUUAAAAUAAAAUAUCAAGUUACAUUAGUCUUGAUAAUAAGGUUAAAAAGAACUUGUCAAGAAUAAGAGAGGAAGAUUCUGAUACUUUGAAUUUAUCAAAUCGUUAUAAUUCAGAGGAAUAACAAAGUUCAUAAAACAUGAAAUACUUUUAUAGAUAAAGUCAAAAUUCAUUGCCUUCAAGAAACACCUAUUUGAGGCCCUCAAUGAAAAGAAUUUCAUCUAAAAUAUCAUCGAUCAAUUUAAUACCUGGAACAAGAACAUAUAAUAAAACAAAUAAUCCAUUUACAAGAUCGUUUGUAAACUUUCCUACAACAGCAGGAAUGGUGGAUUUAAGUAUGUACAAAAGGGAGGAUUUAAAACCUGAAGAUUUUGAGACGAUGUUUGUUUAUAAAAUAUAUUUUCCUUUAGGAAAUUAUCCAAACAUAAUUUAGAGAUUGAAUUUUUAUUUAAAAUGGAAAUUGUAAGAAUUUGUUUAAUCUAAAUAUACAUUUUAAUAUAAAGUGAAAUAGUUAACAUAGAAACAUAGUCUAUUGUAGAUGAAUCCUGAUUUGUUGAAUAUUAAAAGUUAAUCGAAAACAAUAUUUGAAUGA